This is a messenger RNA of Linum trigynum, 3051 nucleotides long. The record is from the annotation of a GenBank genome assembly. Lineage: Eukaryota; Viridiplantae; Streptophyta; Magnoliopsida; Malpighiales; Linaceae.
CGACAUGGGCUCUGGUGGUGGGGAAGAAGGAAAGAGAGAAGGAGAAGAAGAAGAAGCACAACUCUGAUAGCAAACAAAAAGAAACCCCAAAAGAGAGAGACCUACCUUCUCUCUCCUCCAGCCAUUCCUUCUUCUCCUUCCGUCGGGAGAAUCCCUUUUCUGGUUUUCCAUUCUUCCUUCACUCUCACUUCUGCUUCCCUGAUCUCUGUAUAUUCCUUUCUAUGGCGUCUCAACUUGAAUCUACUCUAAACCCCUCCUUCAAUCUCCCUUCUUCUAUAAUUCCCUAACCCCCUCCCACUCCCCCCCAGUUUCUCCUCUCCAAUUCAGCUCCGCCUUUUUUUCCCCCAACUGAAACCGGUUCCGUCAAUUUCCACUUUUCCGGGGAUGGAGAAAAAGUCGACCAGAAGCUUCGUCGACGGUGGAGUUGGGUUGGGAAUUGUGGCCGCGAUGACCGAUUCGAGCGAUCGUCGUCACCGCGCUCGGGAUUGGACCAAAUUCUCCCACCCGCCUGUUUCGCUGAGAUCCAGUCCCAUCUUGAUUGUGUCCCUGGCGCGGCCGGCGGCCGCCAAUUUCAAUUGCGCUGUGGGCUUGUCGCGGCAUCCGCUCGAAAAGGAGGACAGCGAUGAAGACGGCGGCUCUGACUCUGUGGUGGAUGAAAACGACGAGGUCUAUACUUGUGUGAUUUCUCAUGUUGGUAAUGACGUGGUCAGAAAGUUUGUUUACUACGGUGACAAGGUUUCUGGGCUUCGGGACGACGCUGUGACCGUCUUGGACGUGAAUCCUGCUGCUGCUGCUGCUGGAAUGUUUUAUGCGUCUUCUUCGCCCCUGAUGAUGACCGCUGGUUUUGGUGGCGCUGCUCAAGGGUGGAGGAACGACUUCUGUAACCAAGAUUUCUUGGCUUCUUGCUUUCUCUGCAAGAAGCUGCUCUAUGGGCUGGACAUUUUCAUGUACAGGGGAGAGAAGGCAUUUUGCAGCCCGGAAUGCCGGGAGAAGCAUAUCAGGGACGAAGAUUACCGAGAGAAGAAUCAUCGUUAUGGCGAAAUCAGGAAACGACCACACGAAUGCUCCUUGUCUCCCUGCUCUUCGCCUCAGGUCUAUCUUGCUGAGGUUGCUGCUGCAUGAAUAAUACCCCUUUUCCCUCCUAUAUCUUGGUUCUGCACAAUAUAUACCAAGUAAAUAACAGGAGCAAAGUUACAAACUUACGAUCGGUCCACAGCGCGCACCCGGGGUAAAUAACUGUGCCAUGAGGAUGAUGUAUGGUAUAGCACUGGGGGUGGAAUUUUGAGAGGGUGGGUUAACUCAGGGAGGCAGGCAGUGUUCAUCUGGGAAAUGGGUUUAACAGCAAGGAGAAUUCAUUUUCUGUGAUGGAAGGAUCUUUGUCUAGAGAGAAGCUUGGAGGGAGGGACUUGAAUUUUGACUUUUUGUUACUAAUAUGUGCUCAAUGUUAUUGUAUGAAGUAUGAAGUUACCACACAAUGAUGCAGUAACCAGCAAUGAAAAUCAUGUUUAUAUAUCCAUCGCCGCUGCUCUUUUGUUUUUUCUUCUUCUUCCUUCUCGGUAGGCAGGUCGGCAACGAACCAAGCUGUCUACUGAACCAAUAGUCUACAUCGUUGCGUAGAAAAAGGAUUGUGGAUUUACUCAAUUUGGUCACUUGCCUAGCUGCAAUAAUUAAGUUUAUGAAAUCCCUAUACCGAUCCGAUCAAUCAAAUUGUUUAAUCAACUUAAAUUCUCCAAAUCACUAAAGAGAGUAUACAUAUAUAGUACUAUACACGAAUAAGAUAUAAUAAUCUUUGCUCUAUGUCUUGCUUUUUUUGUUUAUUUUUUUAAUUGUUGUUUAUUUUAUAGUUUGUUUUGUGUAUUUUGAAUGUGAAUUCUAACAGCUAUAAAACAACAUUUCAAAUUUUAUCAGAAUGUUAGUCUAGAUUUAUCAUAUGAAAAAAUAUGUAAAAAUUAAAUUCUAAAACAUAAGUUGAAGUGUUGAUAAGUUGAAUUUAUUAAACAAUAAAAAAUAGAGGACUUAUUAAAAUAAAAAUUGCAGCUAUUCGCAUUUUCGAGUAGGUUAAACAAUUAUACUUUUUUUAUAUCCUCCGAACCAUGAUUAAUCAUAGCAAACACCGAUACUAGUUCUUCAAAGAGAAGAAAAUUGAAAAAAGAUAUUGUAUUAUUCUCGUAUCUAACCGUUCCUUAUUUUAGAAUACUUUGCCAAAAAAAAAAAGGAACAAGACUGGACCGAUACAGCGCCAUCAUGGGCUUGGGCCCGCCAAAGCCUUCUUCUAAAAAGGCUACUAUCGUAACUAGACUCAACAAUUAUGUAAACCCUAGCCGCCUCUCUUCCUCCUCUCCAGCUUAUUUAGCUCUGUUUACUGCUUCUCCUUCACCGAAUAGCAAUCGUUCAGCUUCUUCUCCUCUUCCCUUUUUUACUAUGGCGUAGCUCUCUAGAUCUUUCUCUCUUGCUCGGUUUAGAUUAUGAAAAGGUUUGGGUUUUUGCUUGUUUCUAUGGUCUGCGCAAAGAUUGUGUGUAUCGGCGUUGUGCCCUGAGUGCACUCUGAAACCGAAAGAUUUCUUUGCAACACCCAAAAACCAGGGGAAGAUGGGCAGUUGAGUUUCACAGUGCGUUUUCCGCCAUUGAAAUCCCUCAACAAUCAUCUUCCCCACAUUCCUUUUUGCCCCCUUGUUUCAGCAAUCCUUCGACAACUCCGCAGAUACUCUGUGUAUCGGCGUUGUGCCUGUUUUUAAUAAUAAAAAUGCAUUUUGACAAGAAGAAAAAAAAAUCCGAAAGAUUUCUCUGCAACACCUGGGGGGAGAUGGGCAGUUGUGCUUCACUACUCUCAAAGUUGGAAUCUUUCAACAACCAUCUUCCCUAAAUCCGUCCUUGUAAAAGCUUUCUUCUUUGUUGUUUGCAAAGUUUUGGAAAUGUCAUUAGGUUGUUGUGCGGAAUUUGUGAGUGUGCUCCGUGAAGAAAUAUGGACGAUCUUUAAUCUUGUGCACAGAGGUUAUGGCUCUGAUUCUUAUAAUGUACACCUGUAACUAGAACUAAACUGCUGAUAACGUG